This is a messenger RNA of Gossypium arboreum, 4702 nucleotides long. Its product is annotated as protein SCAR3-like. The coding region runs from base 606 to 3929 and encodes 1107 amino acids. Gene Ontology annotation, biological process: positive regulation of Arp2/3 complex-mediated actin nucleation; actin cytoskeleton organization. Gene Ontology annotation, cellular component: cytoskeleton. The transcript has 9 exons. Gene Ontology annotation, molecular function: protein kinase A regulatory subunit binding; Arp2/3 complex binding. The record is from RefSeq and is a predicted model, not a curated record. Lineage: Eukaryota; Viridiplantae; Streptophyta; Magnoliopsida; Malvales; Malvaceae.
AGUGAGAAAAAAUGAAAUGGAAUGGCCGGACUCAUUUCUCUAUUAAUUUCUGUAAUAAUCACUGAAGAAAUCGAAGAAAACAAAUAUUUGUAUUUCUUUUACAAUAACUCCCUAUAAAUAAUAAAAUGGAGUGGUCCCCACGUUCGGUGUCAAGCCUCGGAACCAACCAACACAACCCAUAAAAGGGCAGAAAAAACCCUAUCCCGUAAUUUCCCCCACCCAGGUAUCUCAGCUAACCUUUUCCCAACUAAUUUCUUGGAAAAUGGAAGGUUAAUUAUGUCUUUUCCACAAACGAAAAGAUUUUCCAGGGAAAGGAAAUAUGGCUUGCAGUGUUGGCAAUGUGCUCCGCUUCUCCUUCCCCUUCUCUCUCUUUCUGCAGUUAGUUAAGCUGCUCCAAUCUCUUCACCUACUCUUUAGCAAAUACCAAAUUAAAUUACCUUAAUAAGUAUUUUAUUAUUUGUAUACAAUUUUUUCCUUCUUUUUAUUUCCUUCAUUCAAGUUGGUUUUAUAGUUAUACUAUAUAUAUUGCUGCCGCUGGUUGUACAUAUCUCUUCUUCUCUUUCCUUUUUUUUUUUCUCUUGAAUUUUUUAGAGCAAAAAUCGAAAAUGCCUCUGGUUAGAGCUCAGGUGAGGAAUGAGUACGGGCUUGGUCAACCGGAGCUUUACAAGGAAGUCAAUAGAGAAGAUCCAAAAGCUGUUCUCGACAGCAUCGCCGUCGCCGGCCUCGUUGGGGUCUUGCGCCAGUUAGGCGAUCUUGCUGAAUUUGCAGCAGAGGUUUUUCAUGGAUUACAAGAGCAAGUAAUGAGCACAGCUUCUAGGAGUCAUAAAUUGACGAUUCGUGUGCAACGGAUCGAAGCUGCGCUUCCGCCUCUUGAGAAGGCUGUUCUUGCCCAGACUAGUCAUAUUCACUUUGCUUAUACAGCUGGUUCUGAAUGGCACCCUCGGAUUCGGAAUGAGAAAAAUCUUUUCAUCUACAAUGACUUGCCACGAUUUAUUAUGGAUUCCUAUGAAGUUUGUCGCGACCCUCCACAUCUACACUUGCUUGACAAAUUUGAUGCUGGUGGCCCAGGAUCUUGUUUACAGAGAUAUUCUGAUCCGACCUUCUUUAAGCGAGCUUCAGGUAGCUCCAUUGAAGAAGAUAUUGAGAAAGUCCCAACAGAUAAGAGGACUCGUAAAAGCAAGAAAAGAAGAUCGUCCCACAGAAAUGGCAAACUAUCACGUGGUGCAUCAUUAUCAAGUUGCAGUGGCAGAAUGCAGUUUACUUCUGUACUUGCUAAUGGGCGAGCUUCCUCUCAAAAUGCAUCCACAGUUGAUAUGGCACUGAAAUCUGAUAUAGGACAACAUUCAAGUUCUUUUGAUUCAAGAACUGGGUCUGGAUAUAUUGAAUGUGCUUUCAAUCUUGGUUCAUCCAUGCUAGAGGAAUUGGAACCCAAGGAAUUUUCCUCUAAGCUGAUGCAAGAAACAAAUACCCUUGGUUCCAAUUUUCCCGUUGAUCAAACUCGGGUUCUAGAUGAUAAUUUUUCACAUAGUUCAUCACAAGAGCAGAUUGUCCCUAGUUCAUCUUGUGUAACAUGGGAUGAAAAGGCAGAAAUAGUGGAGUCCAAAGCAGGAAAUCGGGAUAUAUAUGAAGUUCCAGAGAUGAACUUUGAUGUAGAUGUGCAGGAAAUUGGAAUUGCCAAUGCCAGAAAUGGUGACCAAGUGCAUAUCCCCUUUAAUGAUGUGGAUGCUCCCCAAGCAAGCAUUAUUGAGAACCAAAAUGAUGAAAUUGAAAGUGAACCAGACAAUUACAUGGAUGCACUGAACACAAUAGAGUCAGAAUCUGAAAAUGAUAUUGAGUGCCAUAGAAAACAAGAAGUGGAACAGUGUUCUGAAAAUGAUAUCGAGUGUCAAGGAGAACUGGGACUGGAACGGAGUGAAGAUGCUAACAACGUUAGUAAUGAGAAUAGAGAAGAUGAAGAGGUUGUUAUGGAUGAUAACGUGGACAGUAAUUCAUCUAUAAUUGAACCGUCUGCCUCAUCCAAUAUUAUUUCAAGCAAUGGGAUGUCUGGGAGUUCAUCUGAUCCAGUAGCCUCUGAGAAUAUUCCCUGUGAACAGGUGCCUCAAAUCUCAGGCAAAUCUUCUGACCCUGAUCGUACAUCAAAUACCGGUUUAUGCAUAAGUGAGGAAAUCUGUAAUGGCUCGCAAGCGGAAUUUGUCAUCAGUGAUCCAUCACCAUCCUCUGGCUCCACAGUUUCUGAUAUGCAUGAUCCAGCCAGUGAUAGGAUCAUGAACAGUGUUAAUGACUCUCAAAACUCCCAGACUGAAUCUUCUUCUGUGCAUUCAGUUGGGUUCUGGACAAAUGGUGGCCUUUUGGGACUUCAGCCAUCAAAACCUCCUGAUUUUGCUGUAUCAACUGUAGGUCAGGGUUCUGCAGCUACAACUAGUGAAGUAUUUGGUCCUCCAAAUCAAAUACUUAUGUCUUUGCAAGAUGGACUCAAAGGAAAUGCAGGCACUGUGGUUGAGAAUGCUAAUUUAGAUGCAAACCUUGGAAGACCUGUUAAUUCUCAUUUUAAUGAUAAUCUUGAUAAUUUAAAUGGUGUUGGCUCUAUCCUAAAUACCUCAUUGCCACAUGGAAACAAGAACCCAGUCAAUCCUAACAUCAAAGCUACAUCUAUUGAAUCUGAUGAGGAGGAUGAUGACAAGUCAUCAAGGAUGUUUGGACUUGGCCAUAAAUUACUUGUAAAUGGUUUUCGCAGAAAGGUGUCAAUUGGCAAUGAUGAUGAUUCUGAACCAGCCACUUCUACGAAAACUGGGGUAUUGGAGCCUAGGAAUGAGCAGCAGUGCAUAUCGUAUCAGAAAAUUCCUCAGACAACCGUUAAUGAACAGAUCGGAAAUGGAUCUCCCAUAAAUUCACUUACUUCUUCUCCACCACUUGAACAUAUGAAAAUAUCCUUCAACCCUUUAGAUGGAUUUGGGACUUCCAAACUCAAAUUGCAAUUUCCUGAUGGGAAUCAUUAUCAUGAAAACAUUAGAGACAUGUUUCCUUCAUUUCAGUUGGUCCCAGUGCCUGCUAUUUCAGCGCAUGGUGUUGCUUCAGACUCUGAUGAUGAUACUUUCUGCAGAUCAUCCCCUUAUAUGUCCGAUUACUGCCUUAGUCAUUGCUCUGAGUCAAAUUCUGAGCAGUGGGAAUCUGGUGAAGCACCUGAAAGCAAUGAUCCUGCGCUGUAUGAUGCAUUAAGCAGAUUGUCAUCAAUGGAAUCUGUUUCAAGCUGUUUACAAGUUGGGGGAGCAGCCAAUAAUGGCAUCUGUGUUAAUGGGGGAAAUAAAAAACAUAUAGCACCGGGGUCUAGUGCAGCAGAACCAUCUCUAUCUAUGCCACUCGAUCUCCCAGGUUUUGAUGUCAUUAACCCUGUACUGCAUGAUGAAACAAAAAGUAAUUCUGAUCAAAAGAAUCAGGUAAAAUUGCAAAAUGCAACGCAGCUCAAACCAUUGCCUCCACCUCCCCCCCCUGCACAAUGGCGGGUUUCAAAACCUUGCUUCAACGAGGCAGAAGAAAGACAACAUGCUUUAUCAGAGUCACUGAGACAUGAGCUUGAUCUGAAACUUCUUAGUUCUUUUGUCUCUCAGAAGCCUGAGCCACCUUUAGUUAAUCAACAGGAAAUAAAUGAUAAGGCAAAUGCAUUGAAACCAGAGAAGAAGGUGGACGAAGAGAAAAAUAAUGGACAGGAAGGGGUAAGCCUGCUCAGUGGUGGCGGAGGGAUGGAUGAAAAGGAAGAUUUCUUGCAUCAGAUCAGAACUAAAUCUUUCAACCUAAGACCCACAGCCACUGCAAGACCAACUGUUAUUUCUGGUCCCACUGCAAAUGUCCAGGUCACUGCAAUUUUGCAGAAAGCAAAUGCAAUUCGCCAGGCUGUUGGGAGUGAUGACGAUGAUAACUGGAGUGAUAAUUAAUUAUUGUGGAAUACGAAUGCAAAAGACAAUCAGAAGUUCUCCCAGUCUUGGGUUUUCAAAUUUGGGUGAGGCUGUUUGAAAUGUGUAUAAUCCUUGUUUCUUCUUGUAAUUAGUUACUUGGGCUCAUCUUGUAUCGUAUAGUGAUUAUUUGCAUUUGUUUCUUGAAUAGUUAAUGUUUUGAACAGGUAUUUAGGUGGAUCAUGAUGCAUAAUGCAUGAGAAUAUGAUAAGUCUAUUAAGUUGUGUAUUCCCCCCACCCCCCCCCCUUUUUUUUUUUUAGUUUAUAUUUAACGGACUCUACCAUGCUCGCAAUUUUCUGUUGUUUUGCCUCAUAGGGAAUUGUUAUUUCCUCUUAGGACUGAGGACGCGAGGUUAUUGCUACCGAAAAUUGCUUUACUAUUUUGGCACGACAACUAGGAGUCAGAAAUUAUAAUGCAACUUGAUAUGGAUGAAUUGUGUGUAAGAAAACAUUUCAGUUUGGCCGUUGAAUAUAAGGAAAGCAGGAUGUUGUGUCGUCGUUAGAACAUGGAUGUUGCCAAUUUGUGCAGCAAAUAAAGAAUGAUUACAAUUGCCCGUUUCUCCGUCUUGCUUAAAAGUGUAAUUUUCAGCGGCAGCAAAAACAGGGAUUAGCAGUGCCGGGUAAUUGCGUGCACAGUAGCCACUAACUUGGUUUUGAAUCAUCACUACUUUGUUUUUCUUGUGUUUUGCAUUCAAAUAUUUAAUCUAAUUAAACAGUUUCGAGAGUGUUUCAAUUCAAAAGGUAAAUGAUUAGAA